AUGGCCUCAAGGUUGUUCAAACACAAGGCUCUACAGCUAACUAUUGCAUCCAGAGAUUCAUCUCUUCUUGCAGAGGCUAUACUGGAGAGUAUUCUGAAGAAAUCAACAAUGUCUGCUGUCACCUUUUCUGAAUUUGAACCAGAUCAAGUGUCUACUGGAGUGGGAUACCUGUUUAUUUUUAGAUGA
This is a messenger RNA of Komagataella phaffii GS115, 186 nucleotides long. RefSeq lists its product as hypothetical. The record is from RefSeq and is a predicted model, not a curated record. The coding region runs from base 1 to 186 and encodes 61 amino acids. The transcript has a single exon. Lineage: Eukaryota; Fungi; Ascomycota; Pichiomycetes; Pichiales; Pichiaceae.